AUGGUGAUCUUCAAUAACGACUCCUGCAAUACACUUGUGAGCCUAGAUGUAGACCCUAAGAGUGCAGAAUUCAACAACAGACAAUCAAGCCCAGAAGAAGAGUAUGUUGAGACGCACAUUCGCCUUCCUGUUGAUGAAUAUUGCUAUUGGGAUGAAGAAGAAGAGCAACAGCUUUACCUUCCACUGAAUAGUCGCGUAGAUCAUUACUUAAAGGGCGUUCCGCAAUUGAUGGAUUCUAGGGAUGAGCUUCUUGCAAGUCCGCCCGUUUCUUUCAGCAAGAAUUCCACUGAGAAGGUCUUGUACGUUUCUCAGGGCGAAGCUGCUCAUUGCACCAGCGCACAAUCCGAUGUUCUAGUAAGCGACAAAGCAACCACCUGUCACAUUGUUGCUUUCCGAAGCGAGACCGAGGGAAUCGAUGCCUUGUCAAGCCUGACGCACAUUGAUGGAACAGCAUAUGAAAAUUGCAUUCGAGGAAUGGUGGAUGAACACAUUGCACACCACCAAGAAAGCUCGAAAGAAGAGAAAAAGUCAGAGCUAUCUCCCUCUUCAAGCAUGAUCAAUCUGGAUGUACACGUCAUGGGAGGUUUUGAUGAUGCUGAUUCCACAUCUCUGGAGAUUUCUGCCUGGUUCAUGGCACUAUUAGCACGCAUUGCUCAAGAGCAGAGCCAUAUUAUGAAGAUUACUCUCAAGACAUGCGCCAUUACCUCCCUGAAUGAUAACGGCUUCGAGUGUCCGAUUGGUAGAGGCCUCGGCAUUGACACACGAUCUGGAGAUGUCUUCUUGGCAAAGGUUGAAGAGGAAGCUGCGGGGCCUCAGGUCACACUUCGCUCUGUGCGGUUGUUUGCAGAAUCAGAAGCGAAAUGUUUGAGUGUCAUUCAUUCUUCCAGAUCCGAUACAGUAAAAAUUCUUCCAUUCACUUUCAAAUCCUUUGGACACAUUGAUAAACUUUUGAAGCUCCCAGACAGAGUCCUCCUUCAAUACACCUCCACUUCUCCUCACGUUGAGGAGCCAGACUUUUGUUCUUGCAUUCGCUCAUCACUCAAGUACCUUCGAGAUAAGAAUUGCAAUGACAUUUUUGGUCCACAUGUUAACCAGACACUGAUCUAUCGCAGAUCAGGCAAUUCCAAUCAAUGGUCGAUUGCAAAGUAG
Messenger RNA from Cylindrotheca closterium, 1149 nucleotides. The record is from the annotation of a GenBank genome assembly. NCBI's taxonomy places the organism in Eukaryota, Bacillariophyta, Bacillariophyceae, Bacillariales, Bacillariaceae.